AAAAAUUUAUAAGUUUUUGAUAGGAUAUAAGCGAAAAUCCACUAAUAAUGUAGAUUCUGAUGUUGGCACAAGUAGUGAGAAUACAAGCCACAAGGAACAGGAAGGAAGAACUCCCAAGACAAGGAAAUACGACUUAUCCUAUUUAUCGUUCGGAUUUAACGAUAAUGUGGAAAAACCAAUGUGUUUGCUGUGUUCAAAAGUUUUAGCUGCUGAUAGUAUGAGACCCGGCAAAUUGAAACGGCACCUUGAAACUAUUCAUUCUGAAUACGUUGGUAAGCCCCAAGAAUUUUUUCAAAGAAAAUUGGAUGAGUUAUCUAAAAACAAGCAAAAUUUCAAAAAAAUUGUUCAUAUUCCAUCAAAUGCAUUACUAGCAUCAUACCUAGUGUCGUACAGAAUCGCGCAAUGUAAAAAACCCCAUACAAUAGCAGAAACCUUAGUUUUACCAGCAGCUAUUGAUAUGGUCAAAACAAUGUUUGGCCAAUCUUAUGCGAAUCAGCUGGGACAAAUACCGCUUGCUGAUAAUACAAUUGGCAGAAGAAUUGAUGAUAUAUCUGAAGAUCCUGGUGACCAAUUAGUUUCUCGAAUGCGUACUUCAAAAUUCGCCAUACAAGUAGAUGAAGCUACUGAUGUAGCUAAAGACGCACAUUUAAUUGCUACUAAUAUAAUUGAAGAUAUCUUAUUUUGCAGACCAAUUCCCGACAGAGCCACAUCCAAUGAAAUUUUUAAAAUAAUAGACAGAUUUUUUAAUGAGAACGACAUAAUGUGGAAUAAUUGCAUUGGGCUCUGUACUGACGGUGCACAAUCAAUGGCGGGACACAAAACUGGUCUUCAAACACUAGUUAAAAUGAAAACACCNAAUGAAAUUUUCAAAAUAAUAGACAGAUUUUUUAAUGAGAACGACAUAAUGUGGAAUAAUUGCAAUGGGCUUUGUACCGACGGUGCACAAUCAAUGGCGGGACACAAAACUGACUGA
Parasteatoda tepidariorum (common house spider) is the source of this 973-nucleotide messenger RNA. NCBI's taxonomy places the organism in Eukaryota, Metazoa, Arthropoda, Arachnida, Araneae, Theridiidae. The record is from RefSeq and is a predicted model, not a curated record.